Molecule: messenger RNA, 715 nt
Organism: Lonchura striata (white-rumped munia)
Lineage: Eukaryota; Metazoa; Chordata; Aves; Passeriformes; Estrildidae
Source: RefSeq, a predicted model, not a curated record
UUUCUUUUAUUGUUUCAGUAUUCAGCCCAGCCUGUUAAUAGACUUGUCUCAACCUUUUGGAUAACUUUGCCUGAUACAACUUCCUUCCCAGACUGACUUGAGCUGGACAGCCGCCAUGCACAACAGCACUGCCGAAAUUCCGCACGUGGCUGCGAGGUGUAACGAGACUUGGCCCACCCAGCCUCCGAGCUCCGAGUUCUCCCUGGGCGUGUUGGUGCUGCUGGCUUUCCUCAUGGUGCUGCUGUGUCUGGUGACCAUCCUUGGAAACAUGCUGGUGAUCCUUGCUUUCAUGAUGGACAGAAACCUCAGGCAUCGGAGUAACUAUUUCUUUCUGAAUCUUGCUGUUUCUGACUUUGCAGUGGGUGUGUUCUGCAUGCCCCUCUACAUCCCUUACAGCCUGACAGGAAAAUGGCACUUGGGAAGAAGAAUCUUUGGCUGGCUAUGGACUAUCUCCUCUGCACAGCUUCAGUAUUGAACAUCGUUCUUAUCAGCUAUGACUGUUUCCUGUCAGUUACUAAAGCUGCAAGUAACCUGUUUAGAGCUUCUCUGAUACUUUUUCCUUGGAUGGUUAUAUUUACCAGCCUUUGCCAUGUUGAUGAGUAUAAGCCCGAAUUUAAUAAAGAUAAUACCCCUCAAAAAUAUACAGGCAUGUGGCGAUUAUUAGAUAUUUUGCAGCCAGAUGGGGUGAAUAUUCUACACUGAACAUGCUUCACUG